Astyanax mexicanus (Mexican tetra) is the source of this 2535-nucleotide messenger RNA. RefSeq names its product POU domain, class 4, transcription factor 3. Gene Ontology annotation, biological process: regulation of transcription by RNA polymerase II. The record is from RefSeq and is a predicted model, not a curated record. NCBI's taxonomy places the organism in Eukaryota, Metazoa, Chordata, Actinopteri, Characiformes, Acestrorhamphidae. The coding region runs from base 126 to 1130 and encodes 334 amino acids. Gene Ontology annotation, molecular function: RNA polymerase II cis-regulatory region sequence-specific DNA binding; DNA-binding transcription factor activity, RNA polymerase II-specific. The transcript is spliced from 2 exons.
GUGUGUGUAUGUGCGCGCGCGCUUGUGCUUGAAGGGUGAUAUGAGGAGCAGCUGCCCAUGGAAAGGGCUCAGUCACAGAGUGAGCGGAGAGCGGAGCGCGCGCCUCGCCUCCAUGUCCGGGCAGCAUGAUGAUGGCCAUGAACGGCAAAGCGCACUUCAGCAGCGCGCUGGACGGCAUGCGGCGCGUGUGCCUGAACGGCCCGCAGCUCCAGGCCAAUAUAUUCGCGGGUUUCGAUGAGAGCGUGCUGGCGGCCGCCGACCUCGCCUCGUCGUGCCACGCGGCUUUCAAGCCGGACGCGAGCCGCCACGCCGCCGCCGCCGCUGCCGCCGCCGCAGCCGCAGCCAUGGCGACGCACGCGCACACGCACGCGCACGGGCCCGCAGGCAUCGGGCCUCCUCCUCCACCACCGCCACCACCUCCUCCUCCACCGUCGUCGCUCGAGGCGGAGCUGCUGGAGCACCUGUCCUCGAGUCUGGUGGACGUGCACGCGCCCCUGCACCACCACCACCACCAUCACCACCAUCACCUGCACGCGCAGCUACAGUCACCUACUACGCCCAUCCCAACACCGCCCCCGCCGCAGCAGCAGCUUCAUCAGCAGCACGCGCUCCCGACAGUGACCUCCCUGCACCUGGUGGAGUCGGACCCGCGCGAGCUCGAGGCGUUCGCCGAGCGCUUCAAGCAGCGGCGCGUGAAGCUGGGGGUGACGCAGGCGGACGUGGGCGCCGCGCUCGCCAGCCUCAACAUGCCGGGCGUGGGCGCACUGAGCCAGAGCACCAUCUGCCGCUUCGAGUCGCUCACGCUCUCCCACAACAACAUGAUCGCGCUGCGGCCGGUGCUGCAGGCCUGGCUCGACGAGGCCGAGGCCGAGCGGCGACGCGCACUCGGAGCCAACGGGGUCGCGCCUAUGGGUGGCCUCGGGGCAGAGCGCAAGCGCAAGCGCACGUCCAUCGCUGCGCCCGAGAAGCGCUCGCUCGAGGCGUACUUCGCCAUUCAGCCACGACCCUCGUCCGAGAAGAUCGCCGCGAUCGCGGAGAAGCUCGAGCUGAAAAAGAACGUGGUGCGCGUGUGGUUCUGCAACCAGAGGCAGAAGCAGAAGAGGAUGAAGUACUCAGCGACUCAGCACUGACACCAACAAGGACUCUUCAGAUCAUCAGCAAACAAAUCAACCACGCGACAGGGAUUAAACAAACACACCAUCAAAGGAAAAUAAUGACCUUCUUACAAAUAAGAAAAAACUUACCUCAUUAAAAUAAUAUUAAUAUUAAAAAACACACAGGGAAAACAGAUGGAAACACAAUCAAACUCCAUCUCAUCUCUCCAUCAAGACACUCACCAAGAACUUUUCUACAUGGAGGACUGACUAAUUCGGUGGCUGAGAUGCAAACAAAGUCGUUCAAAAUGGUUUAAGUCGAAACGAUUCAAUAAUAUAGCGAAAAAAACUUACCUGGAUUUGUUUUAUAUUAUUUUUGUUUUUUUUACAGCGGUGUUGUUCUUUGUAGUUCUGGUGAUGGGAACUAUUAGCCUCUUUAUUUAUUUACUUAUUUAUUUAUCUAAAUCCACCACUGUACUUUCUUCACGCGUCUCCUGAAUUUUGUAUGGGAUGUUGGUAAUAGUAAAAUAGGGGUGAAUUGUCUUUGGGGACUACUUUGAUUCACAGCUUCCCGCACCCUUUAUCUCUCCGCCAGGUAUUAAACCUUUUAGGGAACGAUUGAACGAUUUUGACUCGGUUAAAACGGAGCCACUCUGAUUGACUUUGUUUGCAUUUUUAGCCAAAACACUACUUUUUUAAUCAGUGAGAAAAUAAAUUACUUUAAUCCACAGGACUCUUAAACUCUACUUAUCAAACAGUCUUGAACACCUCUCUUCGCCAGGAUCCAUUAAAAUUCUAGCAAUGUUUGUUAUAACGUCUGACGUUUAAAAUCUUCUUUAUUUCUGUCCAUAUUUUCUGUCUUUUUAUUUUCAUUCAAAAACAAUAACACUGCAGGGAUGUAAACCUUCUGGUCUUACCCAGAACCCGAAAGACUUUGAAUAUUAUCUGUCCAUCACUUCGCUGAUAUCCUAUACCCCACAACCGUGAGGAGAACUUAUGCAGCUCAUUUUUUCCCUCUUUUUUUCUUCACCUCAAACUUUCAUACAGGAGGGAAGACUUCAGAAGAGAGCUGAACAUCUCAGUAUUAUCUAUCACCCCACGUUGUUUUAGAGUGUGGCUUUGUGUUCUUGACUUUGUCUGACUGGUUUCUCUGAGAGGAAGCCUUCACUGUUCACUGAUUAUCACCAGCACAAUUGUUAUUGUUGUUGUUAUUUACUGAUGUAUUAAUUUAUUUAUGUAUGUUGAGGUAUUUGCACCACCGGUUUAAAUGAAUAUGCAAAUAUGUGUGACAGGGGUAAUGAAAUAAGGAUUAUGCUGCUAUAUUUAAUAGAUUUUGUUGUUGUUGCUUUUGUUGUGGUUGUUGUGCACCUGAGAGCACUGUACGUUUUCUCACGCUCAGAUUGCACUUGACUAAACAGUGUGUGACGUUGAAUGUUGUUUA